AUGCCGACCGGGAGGAGUUCACAGACCGCAGGGCCAGCUACAAGAAAAAAAAGACUCAAAUGAGUAUUAUUCAUUGACGCAAACGGUGCACCAACAGGAAACAACGCGACUAUAUGCAUUGCAGGAGGAAGUGAUGGUGUAUAUGGCAAUAUCAGAGAAGCUUACCCCAUCGUCCUGAGGCUCAACAUAGAGAUCGUCACCGAUCCUGGACAGAGAAUGGAUGGCUUUGGCCAGCACUGUGUGUAAGAUCUGAGGAACGCUGCCAGGCACCGUCUCUCCUCCCUUCGCUGAUGACUGCUGCCAAAGAGGUGUGACUAAAACAACCUUUGUAUCCUGAAACCACGUACAUUUGGCGAAAGAGGGAGACCUUGAAAAGACACGAGAAGACAAAAGUCAGAGUGCUGCUGAAACUAUUGAGGAUUAUGGAGGAGUGGAGGCAGUGUGGCAAGCAGCCUACACAGAGAAAAAGAAGAUUUUGUAUCCUACCAGAGGAAGUAAAACCUGAAGAGACUGACCUGUCUUCAUACUUGUCAUGAGAAACUGUUAAGAAGAUAAUGGAAAAAGAUUGGAAUACGAAAAAAGAGGGAAACAACCAUCAGAAGCGUCUUAACAGCAAAAGUUGGAGAAAGGGGUGAUGUGAAACACACAGCUCAUCUCUUCUGUCAUGGUCUCCAGCCUCUUUUUAAAGCAACACAUUACAUAAGCCUGUGUGGAAUCCAUCCUUGUUUAGUGGAUUACAUUAGAGUGUUUGCAUGCACUCAUCGUUUUCAUGCUUUUCUGUGACUUCUUGAUUUAAAACACAGCAGUUCUGUUCCUAGAUGUCUCAGUCGGGUAAUUCAGCAGACACUCAGGCCUUGCUGCAGUCCAUGCUGCAGAGACUGAAGCUCCAGUCAGGAAGAGAGGGCCAGGCAUACCUGCACACACCUGUACCCAUUACAACUGCUUCCACAUGGGGGCAAGGUGGAGAAAGAGGAGCCUCCAACCUCCAGAAAGUGACCAGCAGUCAUGUAAAUGGCUUUGAGUUCUGUACUAAUGGUAUACCCUCGAAAGAGUUCGGGAUCUCUGCAGCGGACAGUAACUGCGGCCUCAAAGGUGGGGUAAUAAACCCACCAGGUCUCGGCUGUAACGUGGACAGGGGUCUCAUUUCCUUCCCCAACCAGAGAGACAAUACUGAUGGUGGCAUGGGUGAGAACAGGGUGUUGGGACAGGCCACACAGCCUGGGAUCACCCCAACAGGAAUAGGGCAGCUGUUUCCUGCUAAAUCACUUAUGGAUGCUGAUAUCACUUCCUUUGAGAGGACUGAUAGGGACAGGGUGAGGUACACCCCUAAUAAUAAAGAUGCUGCAACAAGCAUGGGACAGAAUCAGGACCAUGACCAGGGCUUUACACCCAAAGUCUAUGUGUGGUCCUCGAAGCCCUCGGAAGCAAAUCUUGGCACAGGAAGUCAAGAUGAUGAAGUGUUCCAUAUGGGAAAUGGAGGUUUUGGAGCUUUGGCACAAAGUAAAGACAUGCAGACUGUCCUGACUGACCAAUACUCAACAAACAGCAGCCUGAGAAGAAAACAGCGAUCAUCUGAGAACAAAACGAGAAGAUGGACUCAGAAGAUCAAGGAGAGAUGGAGGGACAGGCCGGGGAGUUUUGGCAAAAAGGAAAAAGAAGAAGAACAGAGGGAAGGCCAGAAGAGUGAGCAAGGGACUAAAAUUCCACCUCAAAACCAGCUGCUGACAGCAGAAACUCUGAUCAUAACAUCAGAUAAGGAGGACGGACGGAUCGUCCCUUCACUGGACAGCAGUGAUCCCAGCAAAACCCCUCUGACAGGCACAGAAGACGGCACUAAUGAAGGGUACACAAGGUCUACGAGUGACUUUGACAUUGGCCUGGGCUCAUUUAGCUUACUGGAGGAGAUUGUCAUGGGUCAAGAGUGGGCCAAGUUCCUAAACCCAAACCAAUCAGCCGCCUCAGCCAAUCAGAGGCCAUCAGAGACACUCAAAAUCCCGCCAAAUCCUCAUGAUAGCCGUCAGUCACCUGAGAUUUUGAACCACCAAGGAGAUGUGAACAACCAGUGGAGCUUCAGGGGCACCGAAGCGACACCAGAUUCAGAUUUAAGCAUGGCACAAAUAUCGCCUGGUGCUUUCCUACCUGUCGGCAUGGAUGUUUCAGAAGGAAGGCGACAGCAGUUUGCUCACAGAGAGACGGACCAGUCAGAACCCAUGGAGCAUGGACAUACCCAAUCACAUGUGCGGUGUGGAGACAGUGCACCGGGACAGCAACUGAGACCUCUCUCCUUAGUACAGCCUGCAGACAUUCUGAACAACUCGCUGCUGAAGAGCAGAGUCCACCUCAACAGAAAGAGACAGCAUCAGCCAGCUGAGAGGAGAGACGAGAGACUUCCAACAGAGAAGCGAAGUGAUUCAAAAGAGGCAGACAGAGGGGGGUCCAUAUCUUCAGUGAGUCCAACAAGCAGCCAUGUGAUGGCAGAGACAGGAGAGUCAUGUGAUGACGUCAUACCUUUAUACGUCCUAAACUCUCCUCCUCCACCACCUCUCUGCUUGUCUCCUGUGACUCCUUCUGCUCACGCACCCAAGGGUGUCCUCAAACACUCCAUAUCCCAGGAUUCAGAGUCCUCGGUGGAAAUAGUGACGAAAAGGAGGCGAGUCGAGGAGAACCGGCGGGUUCGCUUCUCAGAGGAGGUGGUGACCAUAGCGCCUCCAGAGCUGGAUCUGGAUGCGACAGACUCAGAGGAGGAUUCAGGAGCAGAGGAGGACUCUGUGGUAGAGCAGGAGAGUGAGGUGGAGCAGGCAGUGAUGGAGCAGGUGGCACCUGCACGCCGGCCUACUCUUCCUGCCUGGAUACUGGCUCUGAAGAGGAGGAACACGGGGAGGAAGCACAGAUAGUGAAACAAAAAAUGAAUGAAAAAUAAAUCUAAUCAGGUGAGAUUGCUUGUCUCAAAAGCAGCUUCAUCUGGUUUGAAGGAACCCUCAUAUUAAUUCAAUCAUAACCUCACCUUUACUUUUUUUGUUACACUUGUCUGUGAGACGUAUGAACUUAAGGCUUAACAGACAACUAAAGGCCACGUUAAGAUGAAAGUUUGCAGACUUUCUGUCUGGACACCUCAUGCACUUCUGUGUUUGUUGCUCCUCGUCCCACCACCGUGUUGAGACUAUUUCAAGCCUUUGCAACUACAACCAUCUACAUACCGCAAGCAUUGAAUCAGACUCAUGCCACAUCACACAGUGCCAACGUGGCAUCAUCGCUUAUAAGCCGAUUUGGUUGCCAUAUGACAUAUUGUGUUGAUGUCCUCUUCUUCCUCCUCCUGUCUCACACUGUACAACAGCAGACGACUCUCUGGUCUGCUGUGCGUGUCACUCUGUCUCUCAGUAAUGGCUCAAUGUCCGGCCAUCCUGGAAAUUCAACCCCAGAGGAGGAAAGAGAUAUUUAGAGCUGAAGUGGCUGCAGACUGCCAGUGGUCUCUGAGAGUCUACAGCUCUCUGUUCAACUCUUGAAAUGUUGAAACCAUAUUUUGAAUCCAUUUGCUUGCUGCCUCUCCAUGUUUCACUGUGGCACACGCAUCCAGCCUUGCUUGGCCUUCAAAUGCUGUUCUAGCCGUCAAAAAACUUUUCACAGACGAGCUACAGAGGCAGCCCUCAGAGAGAUAGAGCCCCUCGUGGCAUUGUGUAUCAUAUUCUGUCAUUUCCUUUCCAUGCAUUUUAUCGAUUUAUGUAAUUAAAUUAGGACAUCAAACUUGGUGGCUAACUGCUGUCAGUUCCUCUGUGGCGUCCCUUCACAGCUAUCUUCUCUCAUAAAUCACUGUCAGAGCCAUUAAGAGGCUCUUUAGCUCAACUAUUAGUGCCCCAGGCACUAAAAUGUACAGUAUGUGGGUGAGAAAGAGAGCAAGAAAAGUAGCUAAAUGUCUGAGAUGAAAGUGUGGGAGUGAAUCAGAGAAAUAAACAGAUAAUUUUUAGACUCAUUUUGGAUUGUCCGGACAAAAAAAAAAAAAGAAGAGGACUUACAUUAGUCCAUUAGUCUGUCCAGUAACAUUCCUACUGUGCAUCAUCACCCAGAAGUAGCCUAAUAAUGGUCCAUUUGUAAACCUCAAACCACACACGCAAUUACCCUACUGCUGUCCCCUCCCCUAACACACACACACCAUUAUCAACCAUGUCAUCAUUAAGGGACUGUUUGUGCUUUUAGUUGUGCAGGACGGAGACAAAGGGCAGUUGGUGAGUGUGCGAACACGACAAGAAAGAGAAAUACUCCAAAAUGUUACGCAAAUAAGUUUAUUCUCAGCACAGGUGGGGUUUUUUUUGUAUUCAACAUGUUUUUCAGAUUCUGGCUCGUUCGAGCAAAGCUAACUGAAAACGAGAAGGGGAUUUAUUCAGGUUUAAUAUUUUGGCUGACAAACAGGAGGUUGCAGUUUAUUGGAGUUAAGACGCCGUAAAACGUCUUGUAAAAUGAAACUGCUCACAAUAAAAUAACAUUUUUACUA
Messenger RNA from Chelmon rostratus (copperband butterflyfish), 4486 nucleotides. RefSeq lists its product as uncharacterized. The transcript is spliced from 7 exons. The record is from RefSeq and is a predicted model, not a curated record. The coding region runs from base 819 to 2894 and encodes 691 amino acids. Lineage: Eukaryota; Metazoa; Chordata; Actinopteri; Chaetodontiformes; Chaetodontidae.